Tilletiopsis washingtonensis is the source of this 1911-nucleotide messenger RNA. RefSeq names its product pali-domain-containing protein. Bases 1 to 1911 code for a protein of 636 amino acids. NCBI's taxonomy places the organism in Eukaryota, Fungi, Basidiomycota, Exobasidiomycetes, Entylomatales. The record is from RefSeq and is a predicted model, not a curated record. Gene Ontology annotation, cellular component: growing cell tip; plasma membrane; cell division site. The transcript is spliced from 3 exons.
AUGCGCGCUGCGACUCCCGGCACGGUGCUGGUGCUGGCGGCGUCUGUCUGCCUGCUGCUAGCCACCAUCUCGACGCCCAUCAUCAAGAACUUCAGCUUCCUGCAAGCCAGCGCCGCUAACUCGAACCGCGUCGUGCGCCUGGGCUGCCUGGGCUACUGCGCCGGCGGCACCUGCUCGCCGGUGACGCUCGGCUAUGACCUGGACGGCGCCUCGACGCUGCUCGGCGUGCCGAACCUCGUGCCGGCCAACUGGUCCAACACGAUCAUCAAGGGCCUGACGUACACGCUGGUGCUGCACCCCGUGGCGCUCGGCGCAGCCGUCGCUGUGCUCAUCAUGGGCCUGAUCAGCCACUGCACAAACGGCCGCGCCUGCUGCACGGGCGUCAUGGCCGGCCUGGCCAGCUCGCUGGCGAUUCUGGCAUUCGGCCUGGACUGCGCGCUCUUCAUCAUCGCAAAGAAGCGCAUCGAGAGCGAGGGCGGCACUGCGACGCUCGGAGCAGCGCUGUGGCUCACGCUCGCAGCGGCCGUGCUGCUCUUCGUCUCGACGUGCGCCUUCUCCUGCGGCUCGUGCUGCGGCGGCGGCGGUGGCCGUCGCGAGAAGAAGCUCAAGGACAGCUACGGCCAGCCUGCGGGCAACGGCGGCUUCGUCGGCGAUCAGUAUGGCGAGCGCAUGCGCAUGGAUGCUAUCGAGGCCGAGCGACGCCGCAAGAACGGCGGCGAGGCCGACCUGCCCAAAUUUGCCGUCUACGAGACGGAGCACGUCGAGCGCCUGCCGGGAAAUGAGGAGCAGACACCGCUGCGCCACGACUACUACGACCACAGCCAGCAGAACUACGCGCCGUACGGCCAGGAGGCGCACCACGACCCGUACGCUGUGCACCCCCAGCAGGGCCAGUACGACAACUCUCCGGUGACGAGCUAUGCCGCUGGCGUGGGGCCCGGACAUCGCCGAGGGCCCAGUCAGCCAUCGUCGGGCAUGGCGGGCUACGGUGCGCAUGCUCCGGGCCGCGCAGCCUCAACCGUGUCGCACGAUGCUGUGUACACGCCGGGCGUCGGCCCGCAGCCCUACCGCGACGGCACGGGCAGCGGCUUCGGCACACCGGCCACCAUGGCUGCUGUCGGCGCUGGCGCUGGCGCAGCUGCCGGCUACGCUGCGUACGACUCGCCGCGGCGGCAGCCGACGGCCGACAGCGGCUACCACCAGCAGCAGUCCUCGGCCUACGGGCACCCGACAGAGGGCACGUUUGGCAUGCCCGUCCCGCAGCGCUCGGGCAGCACGGUCAGCUACGCCAACCAGGGCGGCUCGGCGUACGGCCAUGGCGUACAGGGCGGCAGCGCGUACGGCCAUGGUGCGGACCCGAGCAGCGCGUACGGACACGCCAUGAGCCCCAGCCAGACGAUGGACGCGUACGGCGCCGCAGGCGGCGCGCAGCGGGCUCCGUCUCAGGUUGCGCCUGGCGGCGGCUCGCGCCGACUGCCUACUGUGCCGAUCGGCGACGCAGAGUCACGGCGUCAGCCAACGGCAGACGACGGCUUUGGUCUGGCAGUGCUGCAGGCCGGCGCCGCGGCACGCUCGCGCGACGAGGAGCAGCUGCGCUCGCCAACGUCGCCGCACGAGGAUGCGCACAACGCGGCCGUCAACUCGGCGUUUGCGCGGCAUCUCUCGCAGCACAACCAGCAGACGUCGCAGCACCAGCAGCAGCAGCAGUACGGCCACCACGCGCAGCAGAGCUCUGCCUACCACGACGCCGAGCAGGAUGGCUAUGCGUACGGCGGCGAGGAGCAGGCGUACUAUGCGGAGAGCAGCGGCGGGUACGGCGAGGGCAGCUCAUCAGCAGCGGCGCCGCCGGGGUAUGACUGGCACGACCAGCAGGGACACGGCAGCUCGGGAUAUCCACAGGAGAAGCGCUAG